AUGACAGAACUUAGACCUGAAUUACUUAAUUUAAUAAAUUAAUGGGAAUUAACACAAAAUUAAAAAAAGAAAGAGAAAUUAAAUGAAAAAAGAGAUAUGAAAACAUUAAAAAUUAGUUGUUUAUAAUAAAAAAUGAAAUUCAAUUGGAAAAGAUCUAAAUUUAAUCAAAAUAAAUAAUACCACAUAAAGAAAGAAUUGAAGAAAAUGGAGUUGUAAAAGAAGCUCGAAAAAUCUCUGGAUAAAUAGAAUUUUUUAUAAUGUUAAAAGAAGAACAAUAUUUUAGAUGGACUAAUUUAGAAGAAGUCAAAUCUAGAAUUCCUAUUACUUCAUGUGACUACUUACUUUAGAGAAUAAAGUUUAAUGAUAAAAUGA
Molecule: messenger RNA, 372 nt
Organism: Paramecium sonneborni
Lineage: Eukaryota; Ciliophora; Oligohymenophorea; Peniculida; Parameciidae
Source: the annotation of a GenBank genome assembly